AUGGAGGUAUGGAUUCGACCUCCUUCGAAUCGGUUCAGCUCUAGGAAGCUCAGUCCUCAGGAGCGGGGUAGCUUCCUCUCCCUGGCAGACAAACAGCAGAUGUUCCCCAAGUCUAUCAUCACUGCUAGCGCCAUUGGACUUGCCACACUCGGCAUGGUACAGGCUGCCCCUCUGAGCACCGAUGAGCUCCAGGGCCUCGCUCUGAUCAACCAAGCCCGCCAGAAGGUCGGCCAAGCCCCUCUUGCCUGGGAUGAUGCCCUCAAGCAGGAUGCCCACGUCUGGUCCGGCAACCUUGCCGCUGACAACAAGCUUGAGCACGCGCCUGCCUCUGACCGCAACGGCGCUGGUGAGCUUCUCAGCAUGUUCCGCACUGAGGACCGCAACUCUGUUCAGAUGACUCGUCCCAUCACUGAGUCCUCCAAGAACUGGCUCAACGCCGACGGCCAGCAGCAGGCUGCUGAUGUUAUCAAGCAGCUUGGUCUUGCUGAGCAGCUUCUCUCGGGUAAGGCUACUCGCAUCGGAUGCGCCACCUCUACUAUCAACGGCAACUCGGAAUCACAGUGGUUUCUUUACACUGUCUGCCGCGUUCACGCUGACAUUCAGCCGUACGUGUUCUUUGCUUUGUCUUCUUUACUGGCUUGUUCUGACCUGUGUGUUUGCAGUGCUGAGAACAACUCCCUUGACCGCCGAGGUGGCGGUUCCGGUGUCAUGACCUGGUUCAACCCUUCGCUGGGCUCCUGUGGUAGAACCAACGGAGACAACGACAUGGUCGUCGCAAUCUCCCACAUCACCAUGGGUGAUGCUGGAGGCAACCCCAACAACAACCCCAACUGUGGCAAGACCAUCACCAUCUCCCGCGGCGGUAUCACUAAGACUGCUACCAUCGUCGACAAGUGUAUGGGUUGUGGUGUCGACCACAUUGACGUCAGCCCUGCCGUGUUCAGGGCCUUUGCCGACCUUGGCGCUGGCAAGAUUGGAGAUGUCAAGUGGAGCUUCUAA
Colletotrichum gloeosporioides is the source of this 999-nucleotide messenger RNA. RefSeq names its product Allergen Asp f 7. The coding region runs from base 1 to 999 and encodes 332 amino acids. Lineage: Eukaryota; Fungi; Ascomycota; Sordariomycetes; Glomerellales; Glomerellaceae. The record is from RefSeq and is a predicted model, not a curated record. The transcript has 3 exons.